Molecule: messenger RNA, 4710 nt
Organism: Plasmodium gaboni
Lineage: Eukaryota; Apicomplexa; Aconoidasida; Haemosporida; Plasmodiidae
Exons: 9
Coding region: 1-4710 (1569 amino acids)
Source: RefSeq, a predicted model, not a curated record
AUGAAUAAUUAUAAUGGUAGAAAAAUAUUUUCAAAUUUAGAAAAAAAACCAGAUAUGAAUGAUAUGCUUAAAAUAAAGAAAUCGAGAGCAGAGAAGAUAUUUGCUUUUGACCCAUCAGGUGAGAAUAAUAAUAUUAUAACAAAUGAUAAGUAUAUGAAUAAUGUAAAUAGGAAUAUAGAUGUAGGAAAUGAAAAGAUGUAUAGUUAUAAUAUGAAGGAUAUAAAUAAAAAACAUCUUUUAAAAAAUGAUACAUAUAAUAAUAAUAAUGAUUUUAAUAAUAACGAUUUUAAUAAACAAAUAUAUUAUGAUAAACAUAAUGGUAAUGAAAAAAAUUAUAUGAAAAUAAAAAAUAUGAAUGAUAAUAAAAAUAAUUAUGUAGAUAAAAAUUAUUUUGAUGAAAAUAAUAUAAUAAAAGAUAGAUCAAAAUUUAGAAGAUUAGAGACAUUCAACGAAAAUGACAAGAUUAACAAUGCAUGUGCAUAUAAUGAUGUGAAUGAUAAUAUAAAUGAUAAUACAAAUAAUAAUAUAAAUAAUAAUACAAAUAAUAAUAAUAAUAAUAAUAAUAAUCAAAAUAGUAAUAUUCAACAAAAUUAUAAUGAAUAUAAAAUAACAAAUAAUAAUGUGGAGGCUUAUCCAAACAAUGUUAAAUUAAAUUAUGAGUAUAAUAAAAAAAACAAUGAGAAUUAUCAUUCAUAUGAUAAUUAUGAGAAAUAUAAAAAUUUUAAUCAAAGGAAUGUAGGAUACACAAAAAAUAAUGAACCCAAUAUGAAUUUUAAAUAUUCUAGAAUUAAUAGAAUCAACGGCAAUUAUAUUUCUCCUACAGAUUCAAGAAGUAUUAUGAUAUCUAAAAAAAUGUCUUCAACAUUUCAUAUGAGGGAUAAAAUGAAUGCUCCUGUUGCUUACGAUUUAAAUGAUAAUGAAGAUAAUAUGAAUAAUAUUAAUAAUAUGAACACACUAAAUAGUAAUAAUAAUAAUAAUAAUAGUGGUAUUAUUAAAGAUGAUACUAAUAAAUCUAUCAACAACAAUAUAGCAAACGUGGAUUUAUUAAAAAAUGAUAGCGUUACUAAAGAUAGUUUAAAUAACGAUGAGUUUUUAGAAAAUAAUAUGGAGAAACAUGAUAUGGCACUUAAUACAAAUAAUGAAUUUGGAAGAAAUAAAAAUAUGAAUAAAAAGAAUAUGAUGAUGAAUCAAAAUAAUUUAUAUAUACCACACGAUAAACAAAUCGGAAGUGUUGUAAAAUAUAUUGUAGAUGAUAAGAAUACUAAUAUGGAUGAAGAAAAAAUUAGUUCUAAUCAUAUGAUGAAGUAUCACAAUUAUGUUAAUCACAAUAAAGAAAGAGCAAAUAUAACAAAUAAUAAUAAUAUGAACAAUAAUAUGAAUAAUAAUAACAAUGUAGCAGAUAAUGAAGGUAAUAGAAAAAAGGAAUAUCACAAUUUUUCGUUGAGUACUAUUGAUUCUACAUAUUCUAAUCAAAACAAUUUAGAGAAAAAAUUUGGAUCCAAAUUUAUAGAUCCUCAUCAUCAUAAUGUGAGAAAGGAAGCUGUGAUGGAUGCACCUUCUCAAAAUAAUAUAGAUUAUAUGGAUGAAAAAAAAAAAUUAGUUCAUAUAGAAAAAAUAGAAAAUAAAUAUAACAUGAUGACAAAUGAUACUAAUAAUAGUGAUAUUAAAAAUAAUGAUACAAAAAAAAUAAAAAAUAAUAAUAAUAUUAAUAAUAGUAGUAUAGCUGGUGGUGUCAUGGGCAUAGAUAAAAAUAAUGGUAACUUGGUAGCUAUGGAAUAUGCACACUUAUCUGAAUAUGAAUAUGAAAAUGCAAUAAAAAAGAAUUAUAAACAAUCUUUUAAAAAAGAUCAUAUGAUUCAUAUGGAUAAACAUCGAUAUAUAGAUAAAGGAGACGUAGGUGUAGUUAUGUCUAAAAAUUAUGAAUAUAAUAAAAAGGAAGGUACCAAAAAAAUUAUGCCACAAGAAUAUGUUAAUGAUAUAAAUGAUAAUAUACAUAUAACAAAUAAUAUUCCUUAUGGUAUUAGAAAAGAAAUUCUAAUCAAUGAUAACAACAACAAUAAUAAUAAUAAUAAUAAUAAUAAAUUACAACAAGAUAAAAUUAUCAUAAAUAAUAUGAUGAGAGAUAAUAAAGGUAAUAUGAACAAAAAUCUUCCUCAUUUUGGUAGCUCACCAAAAUAUGAUGAAAGUCAAUUAAGAAGACAAGCAAUAAAAAAUGCAGAUAAAAUGGAUAUGAAUUAUAAAAAUAAGAAUACUAUAAAUUAUGAUAAUAACGAUAUGAUGGUAAUAAAAUAUAAUAAUUCAAAUGAAGAAGUACAUGGAAUGUAUCAAUUAGAUGAGGCGUAUGAAAAUAAUAAUUUAUAUGAUAAUAUGAAAGGUGAUGUAAAUAUGGAUAAACAAUAUAUUAUGAGAAAUGAGAAAAAUUUAUAUAAUAAAAAAGUGAAUUUUAAAUUUAUGAAUGAUAGGAAUAUGAAAAGAGCAUGUCAUGAGAAUCUAAUAAAUCCUUUAAAAGAAGGUUAUAAAAAUAAUGAUUAUUCGGCAUAUGCUUAUAAAAAUUAUCCGUCAGAACUUUAUUCUAAUAUGGAUAAUACUCCAGAAAGGCAUGAAGCUUAUGAUGCAUAUCGAGGAGAUCUUUAUUUAAAUGCUCAAUAUUCUGAUAUGGAAAAGCAUGAAGAUAUGAGGAACUAUCAAAAUGGCUACCCCUAUGAUACUCAAAAUGAAAAAGGAGCUCUGACGAUUAUACGACUUCCUGCAGAGAAUAAGAAACAAGUAAAAAAAAAAAAAAAAAAAAGUGUAGAAGAUAGUCGAAAGUCAUUAGUAGAUAUGUAUAGUUCAGCUAUUCCAAUUAGUGAUAAUGUCGAUCCUAAUGUAUUAAAGGCUUUAUCAAAAAAUGAAAAUUUAGAUGAAAAGGUUUAUGCAUUAAUACCUAAAUCAGUAGUAGAAAUAAAUGAAUUUGAUGAAAUUACACAUGUAACUUUAAAAUCACCAUCUCCACUUUUUGUUAAUCAGAAUAUGAAUGUAAAACAACAUAUUGUUACAACAAAUUAUUAUAAGCAUGAGGACAUUCCGAACAUUGCUUCAUGUGUAGUUCCAUUAUCUGAUGAAUCAUUAAAGGAAUCUUUAGAAAAAUCAAAAGAAUCCUUAAGUGGCGGAGAAAACGACAAAAAUCUCAAAUCCAUUAUCAGGGGAAACUCUCUUAGAAAUAAGAAUGGCUCGUCACUGAGUGUCAAAUUUAGACUGUCAGACAAUGAAGAAAAAAACAUGCAAACAGAAAAAGAUGAUUCUGUUGAAAAGAUGAAAGAAUUAAAUAAAAAAAUAGAGGAGCAUAUAUUAUCUGAUGAAUUGAAGAAUUUAAAGAUCGAUAGAGAUGUAACAGAAAGAAAAAGAGCAUCCAUAUUUGAUGAUUCCAAAGCAAAACCAAGAAAUGAAAAGAAAAAUGAAACAAAUAACAAAAUAGUGUUAGAUUCAAAUAAAGUAAAGAAAGCAACCGAAAUUAAAUUAAAGAAAAUUCAACAUGUUACAGGAUUAUUAGAAAAAUAUGAUAUACCUAAUCCUUUUGAGAAAUAUUAUAAGGAUUCUAUAGAUUAUUCUCAGUUAAUGGGCCAAAAUAAUAAUGCAAAGCUUUUGAAUUUAGCAUUGACGGUGUCAAAUAAUUAUUACAAGUUCAUCGUUAAAAGUUUGGAGAGAGCUGAAAUUAAAGAAGUGUUUAAUGAGAAGAGAAAGAAAAUGAUGUUGAAAUUAAUAGCUUUAUUAGGAAAUCAAAUAAAUAAUGAGAUAAAGAAGAAAUUUUUUGAGGCAAAUGCAAUGGAACCAUCGAAGGAAGAGGAAUUGAAGAAAGAAUAUGAUGUAAAGUCCAAAAUGAGCGAUAAAGAAAAAGAAAUAAAAAUUGAAGAACAUAAUUUAAUAUGCCAAUAUUGGGAAAAACAAAGUGAAUGUAUGAGUAUGCUAAUAGAUGAGUGGAAUAAAAUUUCAGAUAUACUUGAAUCCAUCAAUAUUGAUCCCAAUAAUAUUAUGAGUUCUUUAUUAUCAUUAUAUGGAGAAAAAACAGUUAACGAUUUUCAUCUAUCUCUUGAAGAAAUAAAAAAAGCUAAUGUUGAAUUAAAUGUAAAUACUGAUGAUAUAACAAUACCAGAAAUUAAUGAUGCAGAAAUAAAUAAGUUUGAUCCUUCGAAUAUGACCAUACUAAAUUUAAUAGAGGAUAUAAAUUGGGAUAUGGAUUUGGAAUAUUCAAUUAACCAAAUUAGAGAAGACUGGAAAAAUGAAAAUAAACAAAAUAAAAAAAUUAUACAAAAGAAGAUUAUUGAGGGUAUUAAACACAGAAUAGGAUUACUAGAUUACCUGAACAAAGUAGAAAUAAACUUAAACGCCUUUGCAAAAAUUAUCGAAGGAAGAAUGAUAUCAAAUGAUGACGUUAAAAGUCAAUUAUUAUCUAUGCAAGAUAUGAGUGAAGAAGGUUUACUUUCAAAACUUUUAGAAAAUUUGAAAUGUAAUAAAAUGGAUAUAAAUGCUGAAUCUUUUAAAACACCAACUUCUUUUUUUGUUUCUCAUCACUUACCUAUGACAGUAUGUUCAUAUAGUGACAAUUCAAAUAUUGAUGAAUUAAAAGAUAUGAAUGAAACUAAUAGUAAUGGUGAUAUUAAAGAUGAUGAAAAAAAAAUUCCUGAUGAAAAUGAUGCCAUAGAUAAUGAAAAUAAAAAUGAAGAGAAGGAUUAA